AUGGCCCAAUUUGUGACACACAUCCAGCCGACACUGAUCGAAGCCUCCCAGGGGCACGUGCCGCACCACCAUGGCCAUCAGGUUGGGGUGCCCCAUUCGUCCCAUUUGCCACACAGUGGCCACAACAUGCCGUCCCCUCCGACGGUGCACCACGGUUACAGCCAUGGCCAUGUGCACGGGCACGGCCAUCAUCAUCCGCCGUCAUCGCUCGUCCACAGUGCCAGCCGGGAUAUGUCGAACAGCAAGGGAGCAUCCAUCCACAAGGUACCGACGCAUCUGGCUCUCUCGCCGAAGGCCGACGACCAUCACCAGCAGCAUCAUCAGCCGCAUCCACACUAUCAGCACGUGGAAGGAUACUAUCAGCACGCACCGUUACAUUACCAUCAGCAGCAUCAUCAUGGGCACACUCAUGGGCAUCACCAUUCGGUGGUUUUACGAUCCAUCAAUUCAUAUUUGAAGGUCAAACUCUGA
Anopheles coustani is the source of this 471-nucleotide messenger RNA. Its product is annotated as histidine-rich glycoprotein-like. The transcript is spliced from 2 exons. NCBI's taxonomy places the organism in Eukaryota, Metazoa, Arthropoda, Insecta, Diptera, Culicidae. The record is from RefSeq and is a predicted model, not a curated record. Bases 1 to 471 code for a protein of 156 amino acids.